This is a messenger RNA of Solanum pennellii, 508 nucleotides long. Its product is annotated as cell wall / vacuolar inhibitor of fructosidase 1-like. Gene Ontology annotation, molecular function: enzyme inhibitor activity. Gene Ontology annotation, biological process: negative regulation of catalytic activity. Lineage: Eukaryota; Viridiplantae; Streptophyta; Magnoliopsida; Solanales; Solanaceae. The transcript has 2 exons. Bases 1 to 507 code for a protein of 168 amino acids. The record is from RefSeq and is a predicted model, not a curated record.
AUGAAGAUAUUAAUUUUCCUAAUGAUGUUUUUUACUUUAGUGUUAGUAACAAAUGGGAUUAAUAAUCUAGUGGAAACAACAUGCAAAAAUACACCAAAUUAUGAUUUGUGUGUGAAAACUUUCUCAUUAGACAAAAGAAGUGAAAAAGCAGGAGAUAUUAAAACAUUGGCAUUAAUUAUGGUUGAUGCUAUUAAAUCUAAAGCUAAUCAAGCUUUUAGUAUUAUUUCAAAGCUUAGACAUUCUAAUCCUCCUCAAGCUUGGAUACAUCCCUUAAAGGAAUGUGCAUUUUCAUAUAAGGUAAUUUUAACAGCAAGUAUACCAGAAGCAAUAGAAGCAUUAACAAAAGGUAAUCCAAAAUUUGCAGAAGAUGCAAUGGUAGGUACUUCUGGAGAUGCACAAGAAUGUGAAAAUAAUUUCAAGUCUAAAUCUUUACCACUUACUAAAUUAAACAUAGAUGUUCAUAAUCUUUCUGAUAUUAAUAGAGCUAUUAUAAGAAAUUUAUUGUGAA